This is a messenger RNA of Momordica charantia (bitter melon), 4415 nucleotides long. The record is from RefSeq and is a predicted model, not a curated record. NCBI's taxonomy places the organism in Eukaryota, Viridiplantae, Streptophyta, Magnoliopsida, Cucurbitales, Cucurbitaceae.
ACAACUCGAUGUCGUUUUGCAACAACUCGAAGAGAAAAAAAGCUCGUCUCGUUUCUACCACGGCUGCUCUUCCGAGCGGAAACCAGCGCCGGCUUGAGAAAGAUUCUCUACCGAUCCGAUAAAAUCCAUCGCCCAGAAGAAGCACAAGAACCAGACUAGAAUUUGCAGUCGGGGCGCAAUCAUUGUUCAUGCAUUUUCAAUCCCUAUAUUCAGUUUUCCAGUCGAAUUGAAGUAGGAUUCGGUGCUACUGGACUGAAGAAGCGGAAGAAAAAUGCUGAGGCUAAGAUCAUUUCGGCCUACAAAUGAGAAGGUCGUCAAGAUACAGAUGCAUCCGACCCAUCCAUGGCUUGUUACAGCCGAUGCGUCGGAUCACGUCUCUGUCUGGAAUUGGGAGCAUCGGCAGGUCAUUUACGAGCUCAAAGCAGGCGGAGUUGAUCAGAGGCGUCUCGUUGGUGCCAAGUUGGAGAAGCUCGCUGAGGGUGAAUUAGAUUCCAAGGGGAAGCCGACCGAAGCUAUACGAGGGGGAAGUGUGAAGCAGGUGAACUUUUAUGACGAUGAUGUACGCUUUUGGCAACUUUGGCGGAACCGCUCGGCAGCUGCUGAAGCUCCUUCAGCCGUUAACCAAGUUACAUCAGCUUUGAGUUCCCCUGCCCCUUCCACAAAAGGGAGACAUUUUCUAGUUAUCUGUUGUGAAUAUAAAGCCAUAUUCUUGGACUUGGUGACAAUGCGAGGCCGUGAUGUACCGAAGCAGGAUCUUGACAAUAAAUCUCUUCUCUGCAUGGAGUUCCUUUCUAGAUCUUCGGGAGGAGAUGGUCCUCUUGUUGCCUUUGGUGGAUCAGAUGGUGUUAUUAGGGUCCUCUCAAUGCUAACCUGGAAGCUAGUGCGCAGAUAUACUGGAGGUCAUAAAGGAUCUAUCUCGUGUUUGAUGACCUUCAUGGCUUCCUCUGGUGAGGCACUUUUGGUAUCUGGUGCUAGUGAUGGCUUACUUGUGCUCUGGAGUGCGGACAACAGCCAAGAUUCACGAGAACUUGUACCAAAAUUAAGCUUAAAAGCACAUGAUGGUGGGGUUGUAGCUGUUGAACUUUCCAGGGUGAUUGGAGGUGCUCCACAGCUUAUCACGAUUGGUGCAGACAAAACACUUGCUAUAUGGGAUACCAUCUCUUUUAGGGAAUUGCGUCGCAUUAAACCUGUUCCAAAAUUGGCUUGCCAUAGUGUCGCAUCUUGGUGUCAUCCUCGAGCUCCAAACCUUGAUAUUCUCACUUGUGUCAAAGAUUCCCAUAUAUGGGCUAUUGAGCACCCCACGUACUCAGCUCUCACGAGACCUUUAUGUGAACUUUCUUCCCUUGUCCCUCCUCAAGUGCUUGCUCCAAACAAGAAAGUUAGGGUUUAUUGUAUGAUUGCUCAUCCUUUACAACCUCAUCUUGUUGCCACUGGAACUAAUAUUGGUGUCAUCAUCAGUGAGCUUGAUGCCAGAUCUCUUCCAGCAGUAGCUCCUCUUCCAACUCCAUCAGGGGGCCGGGAGCAUUCUGCUGUUUAUAUUGUUGAAAGGGAAGUACCUUGCUAUAAUUUGGCCCGAUAUUCCAUACUUUUCCAUCUACAAAGUAAGUGACUGGUCCAUUGUUGACUCAGGAAGCGCGAGGCUUUUGGCCUGGGAUACAUGUCGUGACAGGUUUGCAUUACUGGAAUCUGCUAUACCUCCUAGAUUUCCUACAAUUCCUAAGGGGGGAUCAUCAAAAAAAGCAAAGGAAGCUGCAGCUGCUGCAGCUUGUGCUGCAGCAGCUGCUGCUUCAGCUGCUUCCUCGGCCAGUGUUCAAGUUCGUAUCGUGCUUGAUGAUGGAACAUCGAACAUAUUGAUGAGGUCUAUAGGUAGCCGCAAUGAACCGGUUGUUGGUUUGCAUGGUGGGGCUCUUCUUGGCGUCGCAUAUCGAACAUCCAGGAGAAUUAGUCCAGUUGCUGCCACAGCCAUUUCAACAAUGCCUUUAUCAGGAUUUGGUAACAGUGGUGUUUCCUCAUUUACAAGUUUUGACGAUAGUUUUUCUUCCCAUAAAUCUUCGGCUGAAACAACAGCACCGAACUUUCAGUUGUAUAGCUGGGAAACCUUUCAGCCUGUUGGUGGUCUUCUACCUCAGCCAGAAUGGACCGCAUGGGACCAAACUGUUGAGUAUUGUGCCUUUGCAUACCAGCAUUAUAUUGUCAUAUCUUCUCUGCGUCCUCAGUAUAGAUACUUGGGAGAUGUAGCAAUUCCAUAUGCUACUGGAGGUGUCUGGCAUCGCAGACAACUGUUUGUGGCUACUCCAACUACCAUAGAAUGUGUUUUUGUGGAUGCUGGAGUUGCACCUAUCGACAUUGAAACAAAAAGGAUGAAAGAAGAGAUGAAGUUGAAAGACGCACAAGCUAAAGCCAUUGCUGAGCAUGGGGAGUUAGCUCUUAUUACUGUAGAUGGUCCACAAACUGUUACGCAAGAAAGGAUAACCCUGAGGCCUCCAAUGCUUCAGGUGGUGCGAUUAGCAUCAUUUCAGCAAGCUCCUUCUGUGCCACCAUUUUUAUCAUUGCCGAAACAAUCAAAAUCUGAUGCUGAUGAUUCAAUGAUGCCGAAAGAUUUUGAAGAAAGAAAAGCUAAUGAGAUAGCAGUUGGUGGUGGUGGAGUGUCAGUGGCAGUUACUCGUUUUCCAGCUGAGCAGAAACGUCCUGUAGGACCUUUAGUUGUGGUUGGUGUUAGAGAUGGUGUUCUCUGGUUAAUUGACAGAUACAUGAGUGCACAUGCUUUAUCCUUAAAUCAUCCUGGUAUUCGUUGCCGGUGUCUUGCUGCCUAUGGUGAUGCAGUCAGUGCUGUCAAAUGGGCAAGUAGGCUUGGCAGAGAACACCAUGAUGAUCUAGCCCAAUUUAUGCUUGGUAUGGGCUAUGCUACUGAAGCUUUACAUCUGCCUGGAAUAUCCAAGAGAUUGGAAUUUGAUCUGGCUAUGCAAGGCAAUGAUUUGAAAAGAGCACUCCAGUGUCUUCUUACUAUGAGCAACAGCAGGGACAUGGGGCAAGAUAAUGCAGGGCUUGAUUUGAACAACAUUCUCAGCUUAUCAAUUAAAAAGGAAGAUACGGUGGAAACAGCUCAAGGAAUUGUGAAAUUUGCAAAAGAGUUUUUAGAUUUGAUUGAUGCUGCAGAUGCUACAGGACAGGCUGAUAUUGCUCGUGAGGCGCUUAAAAGAUUAGCUGCUACAGGUUCUUUGAAAGGUGCAUUACAGGGUCAUGAGUUAAGAGGAUUGGCUCUGCGGUUAGCAAAUCAUGGCGAGUUGACACGAUUGAGUGGUUUGGUAAACAAUUUGAUCUCGGUCGGCUCGGGACGUGAAGCAGCAUUUGCAGCUGCAGUUUUAGGAGACAAUGCUCUCAUGGAAAAAGCAUGGCAAGAUACAGGAAUGCUUGCGGAAGCUGUGCUUCAUGCUCAGGCUCAUGGUCGACCAACAUUGAAAAACUUGGUCGAGUCAUGGAACAAGAUGCUACAGAAGGAGAUGGAGCACACUUCGUCUGAAAAGACCGACGCCACAGCUGCUUUUUUUGCAUCUCUCGAGGAACCGAAACUCACAAGCUUGGCAGAUGCAGGCAAGAAGCCUCCAAUUGAAAUCCUUCCUCCUGGAAUGCCAUCUCUAUCAGCUUCCAUUUUAGCUCCAAAGAAGCCAACUCCUGGAGCACAAGGUACACUGCAGCAACCAGUCAAGCAAUUACUACUGGAGGCACCGCCUGCUAAUCCACAACCAUCCGAAGGUACACCGGACCAAUCAGAACCAAGCGAACAGAUUUCGAACGAUAAAGCCCCGACUUCGAUGACAGCUACUGACCCAUUUCCAACUACUCCAGCAGAAGAUGUUCCAAUAUCAGGUGUUGCGGAGCCAUCUGAUAGUCAAUCAGCAUCCUCUAGCACGAUGCCAGUAGAGACUCAAACACCAUCGUCUGUAAAUAACACAGCACCACCAUCAGACGCCCUGUUAGAGGUGCCCGAGGUUCAGAAUUCCUCUAUUCCAAAUUCAUCAUCCACAAAGGAUGGAGCACCAACACCAUCAGAGGCCCCAUCCGAGGAGGUAUCACAAAUUUGAAAUCCAGCCACCUGAAAUUGUUUGCAACUUACAAGGAUGGAGACACCCUGCCCCCGACACUUGCAUCGGUGUUCAUCGGAUAUAGUUGAGUAUAGUAGGUGAGGUUGAUUUUGUUCCCAGCUGAUUGUAAUGUAAUCUUCAUGUGUUUAAUUGUGUUAUAAAAAAGUUGCAUAUAUUCUUUUGUUCAUCAUUACAUUAAAUUUAGAACAAUCAUUCCAUUAUAUAUGCGGUUCCAUCUGUAAAAUUUUUCUGGUGUGCUUCAUUGUUAUUUUGUAAUUUGAUGUUAGCUCAAGUUUAGUAUUGGUCUCGGGAUUUGACAUUCGUUUUCCAUUA